Molecule: messenger RNA, 252 nt
Organism: Drepanopeziza brunnea f. sp. 'multigermtubi' MB_m1
Lineage: Eukaryota; Fungi; Ascomycota; Leotiomycetes; Helotiales; Drepanopezizaceae
Biological process (GO): protein secretion
Source: RefSeq, a predicted model, not a curated record
AUGCCGCCAGCAGCAGCAGCAGCAGCACCAGCGCACCUCAUCUCCCGCGUCGGCGACCCCCUCUUCGCGCUGUUCAUCGGCCUCGGCGCCGCCGCCACGCGCGUCAAUAGGGAGGAGAAGGAGGCCGGGAGGAGUACGCGGGAGACGCUCGAUGCGGGGCUUCGGAGAAUGGGAUUUCUGCGUCGAGAGGAGGGGGUUUUUGAGGGCCAGGGGAAGGGGAAGGAGAAGGGAAGUGGAAAUGGGGAGAGAUGA